GGGGAGAAACCCUCAUAAAACGGAUCCCAGAUCUCAACGCAACUAAAACAUUUUAUCUUCUCUAUCGCUACUCCAAGAGUACCCAAUCACCGAGCCAUGGCCAUCUCAGUCACUGCCGUGGCCGCCUUGCCCGCUUUCUCGGCUCAAAGAAGCCUCCCGCAGCCGUCCCGCCAGAGGGUCGUAGCGUUCAUCGUCGUCCGGCCGGUGCGCGCGCACCGCCGGUUUGUGGGCGUGGCGGCCAGCUCGCCGCCCACGCCGCCGGAUCUCGCAAAGAAGGUGUCCGAGAGCAUCAAGCAGGCCCAGGAGACGUGCGCAGAUGACCCGGUGAGCGGCGAGUGCGUGGCGGCGUGGGACGAGGUGGAGGAGCUCAGCGCGGCCGCCAGCCACUUGCGCGACCGGCAGAAGGGCGCCGACCCGCUCGAGGAGUACUGCAAGGACAACCCCGAGACCGACGAGUGCCGCACGUACGAGGACUGAACCACGCGCGCGCGAGGUUGGAUCGCUGUCACUUGAUCUAGCUAGCAGCUUAGCUCGGCAUGAUGGCGACAUGUGUAGACGUGCAAUGGAUCGGGUAUGAUCCUUCGUUGAUUCAGUCUGGCUUGGUGUGGAAUAAAACGAGGUUUGCUGUUUAUUAUAAGUAACAUUUAGGAGCUCCUACUGUAGUUCCAAGGCAGGUGUAAUCCUUAGAAACAUUUGAUGGUGUGCUUCUAGCCUUGUAGUACUCGAUAUGUGCAAUUCUGUAAAGUAUCGCAGAUUUUUCACCUGAGCAUGAUAUUGCUGCAAAUAUGAUCUGGUCUCUAAAUUGGCUAAUGUGUGGCCAAUUUUCAA
Zea mays is the source of this 828-nucleotide messenger RNA. Its product is annotated as calvin cycle protein CP12-1, chloroplastic. Gene Ontology annotation, biological process: negative regulation of reductive pentose-phosphate cycle. The transcript has a single exon. Gene Ontology annotation, cellular component: chloroplast. Lineage: Eukaryota; Viridiplantae; Streptophyta; Magnoliopsida; Poales; Poaceae. The record is from RefSeq and is a predicted model, not a curated record. The coding region runs from base 97 to 477 and encodes 126 amino acids.